AUUGCUAGACUCUCUAUGGUACCACAGGACCAGUUGGUGUCCCUCUUACAACAUAUUGUUCUUGGUUGUGUUAGUGACAGUGUCACUGACUCACUGGCCCACACUAACCUACUCUAUCGUAUCAUCGAACUACUCACUAAAGAGGACUGCUGUAUUUCCUCUCAUCUCUCUCAAGUCCUCUUAGUCAAUUUGAUUCCAAUUGGUAAGGACCUCAUUAAGACACUCCAUCACUUGGAAGGAAAGCAGUACACAAUAUUCAAGGAUUACUUUCAAUCCUGUGUCCUCCUGGCUGGGAACAGAUCACAGAAAGGACAUCUUGAACUAGUUAGAGCUGCUUCUGACUGGCUACCAUUAUGUUUUGAUUUGGUUAAGAACAACAGUACUGAAUGGAAGAAUAAUAAUGAAAUAUUGUUACCAUUGUACACAGUACUCAACUAUGUGUCCAGCCUGUCCUCAGCAGCACAGCUACUCACUAACAAGGAGGCGUGUACCGAGAGAAGAGCUCUAGCUGCCGAGGAUGAUUAUGCAAUACUGAUUGAAGAGGAAGAGGAUGACUCCGCCUUACUUGACGAAGAAGAAAAUGAAUGCUCCGAAGAGGAGGGUCUCAAUGAGAAGCUGUGUACGUUCACAGAGACUAAGAGAGAUUUUAAGAACCAGCACUGGUAUCACUGCCACACUUGCAAACUAACUGAUGGGACUGGCUGCUGCAGCAUCUGUGUUAAAGUCUGUCAUAAGGGUCAUGAUGUCACCUAUUCAAAGCUUGGCUCAUUUUUCUGUGACUGUGGAGCUAAAGAAGACGGGAGCUGUAAAGCUCUGGUGAAAAGAAGACGCAAGUCAGAGGACAAUGACUCGUCAUUUGGAGAACCCACCGGCCACUCCAUAGCACCCAAACACACCGGGGGCAGACACAAGAGGAAGAAGAAGGGAACAAA
This is a messenger RNA of Amphimedon queenslandica, 932 nucleotides long. Its product is annotated as E3 ubiquitin-protein ligase UBR4-like. The transcript is spliced from 9 exons. Lineage: Eukaryota; Metazoa; Porifera; Demospongiae; Haplosclerida; Niphatidae. Gene Ontology annotation, molecular function: zinc ion binding. The annotation marks the transcript as partial. The record is from RefSeq and is a predicted model, not a curated record.